AUGAUUGAUGAAAGAUUAAAAGCCAGCAAAGAUCUUGAGACUGAUGUCAACUUUGAAGUCUUACUAAAACUACAUAUCUGUGGAGCUGCAGCCAGGGAAUUUCAGAAAAUGCAUGAUCAUUUCAUACAAGUCAAUGACCCACGCCGAUGCCUUGAUCUGUACAAAGACAAGUACUGCUCUGACUUCAAGGACUUGUUCAAUGAACGAGACCAGUGUCAGACAAAAGCAGAAGAAUUCACCUGCCUCUGCCUCAGACCUGCACUGGAAGAAAGUGUUGCCCAUUCCUUGGGUCCAGAUAUCGUUGAUGAAAUGCUGACAGGAGAAAAUGCCCUUCAAUUCAGCACUCGUGCAUUUUUCCAGUACUCAAUCUUGAAACAUUUGCUUUCAGAAUUCAACUUUGAGAACUAUGACAGCUACAUUUGUUCGUAUGAAAAGUUUGUCAAGAAUUGGAUAUUUGGUCAAAUCAAGGAGCGCUUUUCAAAGGGGCAAAAAAUGUUUCAGUUGGAAGACAAACAUCUGAAAGCAAUCGUCAAGAAAAUAAUAGAUGCCAUAACAAAGGCCCAAACCAACAAAAAACAGCAACUUUGAGAAAUUAAUUCAGAACAUUUGCAGGGAGCUUGGAGAUACACUGGUCAUUCCCAAGGAUGCUCUGAGUGCCUUCAUGAUCCUCAAUAAUGCUGAACAAGAGCAGUUUGCCCACUGUCUCAAAACAUCUGUUGAAGAAAUGGAAAAAUCUCUGAGGAUCAAGUUCCAAGAGGGAGUGGAUGCACAGAGGAAACUAGAACAAUUGAGGAUUAAACCACAGAAUGUUCUUUUCAAAAGAGUGUUUGGCUGCGGGAAGCAGUGUCCAUUCUGCAAGGCACCGUGCGAGGCAGGAGGAGAGGCCCACACAGACCACUGUGCCUCAAUACACAGACCACAGGGUCUGGGCCAGUACAGGUUUGUGCACUCAAGGAAACUCGUGACUGAUAUCUGCUCCUCCUCUGUGUUCAGUGAGCAAAAAUUCAAUAUGCUACGAGACGAAUCAAACAUACCAUCCUUACAAAAAGUACAGAGACAUUUUCCCUAACUGGCAUAUCCCGGCCGAUCCCAGCAUCGAGGCAUCAGACUACUGGAAAUAUGUGAUGGCAAAAUUCAAUAAGGAAUUUGCCAAAAAGUAUGACGCACUCCCAGCAAUAACACCACCUGCCUGGAAAUUGAUCACAAAGGAACAGGCAGAAAAAAGCCUCAAAGAGUCUUUUAGCAUCAAUUGA
Molecule: messenger RNA, 1253 nt
Organism: Coregonus sp. 'balchen'
Lineage: Eukaryota; Metazoa; Chordata; Actinopteri; Salmoniformes; Salmonidae
Source: the annotation of a GenBank genome assembly